Molecule: messenger RNA, 4886 nt
Organism: Amoebophrya sp. A25
Lineage: Eukaryota; Dinophyceae; Syndiniales; Amoebophryaceae
Source: the annotation of a GenBank genome assembly
AUGGGGGUUCUUCUGAAUACUUUCUUUGCCGGCAGUAGGUCGAAAUCUGCGACGCGACGUGCUGCUCAAAAGUACGAUACCGAUUUUCAGAGACGUAACACUGCAUCUACAAUUAAGGCUGCCGCUCAAGCAUGUCUCCUUAGUAUCAUGAUCCUUGGUACUGCUUUUUGGUAGUAGUAGUAGUAGUAGUAGUAAGUAGUUUACCCAUUCACCGCCCUAACCCUAAGCCACCGCCCUAAUCCCCCCAAACCACCCUAAAAAGAUUCUUGGUACUUCUUUUUCUACUUGUGAAAAAGAAGGCCUCAGGGAUGCGCUCAAGGUAGAAAAAGAAGGCCUCGUCAAGGAUGUGACUCUCAGGGAAGAAGAUGCUAUCUUCGCGGUAGCUCUAAUGCAAGUUCCUCAUCGCAUCGCACUACUCCUUGUGACACCGACAACUCUUGUGCGGACAAUGGCAAGAAUACAUCAACAUCUUCUUUAUCAAGGAGAUCACCUCCACAGCAGCUAGAUGCCACAAUGAUGAUAAAGCCAUCAUAUUUUAAGGCUAGAAGUAGUUUAUCACUAUCCCAUGUGGAGGUGGCCUAUCGUGCUGAGAAAUGGGUUCGUUCCCCUUAGCUGAAUUGUCUAUGUAAAAGGGGAUGAUCUAUCUUAGCUGAAUUAUCUAUGUAAGGGGAUCAUGAUCUAAAUGUAAGGGGAUCAUGUACUUAUCACUAUCUAAGGGGAUCAUCUUCACAGGGCAUCCUCUCUAAGAGGAACUAUCUAAUGGGCAUCCACUCGAAUGAAGUCUAUCUUCUAAGGGGAUCUUCUAACUAUGUCUAGGGGGGGCAUCUCACUCAAUCUGGCAUGAUAGUGAAAAUACACUACCUCCUUUAAAUAUUGGUGUUGGUCUUCACGGGGACGGACAAAGGUAGACGUUGUCAGCAUCAGCAACGAUAAAAACUUAGAUGAGGACUCCAUUAUCGAAGACGCAGAUGAAGAUGUGGGACUCUGCUCCCCAAGGUACAAGAAUUUUUACACUUGCCUGUUCAACACUGAAGAUGUACGACAGUUUUUACACUCGUCUGUUCAGUGAAGAUGUACAACAGUUUUUUACACUCGUCUGUUCACAGUAGAGCUACAGUUUUUAGUACGCACUAUGUUUUAGUUUUCAUAGAGCGCUUCUAGAAACAAAACUUCUUGGUCUUCUUUCAUGAGCAGGAAAUGGAAUUGAUGAAAUAUGCCAAAUAGUAAAAAAAUACCUACCUCCACCUCAUAUUAACACAAACCUAACAACUACAGGACUCGUGUCUUACUACGAAAAUUGGAGACAGCGAUACCUACACGAAGCGUGAUCAAAACCUGUGAGAGCAGUACAGAAACCGAUCCCUGGCAUGCUACGUGUUCACGGCAUGUCCAGACAGACACAUGGGAUUGCUUGAGACACGUACUACUUACAACAGUUUCAUCAAUCAUUUACUAUUACUAUUUUUUUGUUUUGCAAACUAUGCGGGAAUGAAUGUUGAUUGGGACACUUUUAUGAUGUGCUGUAGACGGCUUGUCUUCAAUGACGUCGUUGCUGAUACCACAGAUUCUGAAAAAUAACUCCUUUUCAUCAUGUUUCUUGUUUAUUCUCAAACUUACAUAACAAACAGGCCAACCCUCCGAAGGUGAAUCUGGUGCCCUCAGAAGAUCAGGUGAAGAAAGAUGCGGCUAGAGAUGCCGCUAGAGGGCCGCAACUUCAACGCAAUAAAACUGGCGACAGUGUUGAGAUGCAGGGACUGAAGGCUACUGUAGAGACGCUGAAUCAAAAAUUGCGGUCUCGAGACACCCAAGUGACGAAUUUGACGCAGCAAUUGAAGGCUUCAAGGCAGCAGUUGUGGAAGGAAGUGGGGUACGGAUUUUGAUCUAAGUAGUUCUUUUACUACACCUUUAUUUAUUUCUUGGACAUUAACAGCACAAGAGCCUUUUAUGUUCAAGUUCAAACAGUUUCAUGUUUCUGGAAGACACAUGAUCUGACCUAAGGACACCUCCUGUCUCACAACAGAACCGCUGCACGUGCAGACGCGAGACUGAAGGAGGUUGCUGAGGGUUAUGGAGAUGAGGCAACGAAUCGUGCGAUAAAACAGCUGGUAGUGAUACCUAUAGAUACUGCUAAUCGUGCGAUAAAACAGCUGAUAGUGAACUUAAAAAAUUCACAUUGAUGUAGAUAAGUAUUUCUACUUUCGUCAUUUUUAGGUAGAUUUUUAGAACUCAUAGUUCAAAUCAUGUAGUACAGAACUCGUACAGUUCUUUCAACAUAGUACUUCCACAAGAUCAGUAGUUUGAUUCUCUACUGGUGGUAAACUCUUCCUCAUGCACCUCAUACAUAAUCUCAAUCUCAUACAGAACGAAAAGCUCUCGGAAGUUUCCCACAAGCUAAACGACGAACGGUUUCAGCGUCAACGAUGGGCGGGCAUUGCGAAGCAGCAACGGGCUUUUUUCAAUUAAGGCUAGAGUAAAUCUAUCUUCCUAGUAAACUAAGACAUCUUGCUUGGUCGCUUGGGAAACGGGUACCACAAUGCUCCACGAGUAGAUCAGCUUAUUGAUUUUUUUUACUGGUCGUGUUUGCCACCGUGCUCCAGCGUCAUCAAAGACGGUUUCUUUUGGUGAUUAGUAUGAUGAAACGACACUAUCUUUAUCUUUUGAUGAUCCAAGAAGAUGGAUCCGUCUACUUUUCCCUAUCACUGCUCUAAUCCAAACACCAGGAGAGUUUUGGUGGUGAAGCGCCUCACCAACUCUUCCACAAUCACGGCAACAAAUCUGGUAUUCGGCAUCCUGCAGGCGAAAUUUUCUAUCCGAUGCCGCCGAUUAUCGACGACGAUGACGGUGCAUACGGGGACCUGUGGGACGUGGCAACUUUAUGAUUUUCCCUACCUCUGUCCCCCUCCAGUGACGUUGCGCUACCCGUUGUUAGGCACAUUCCCUCUUUCAUACCUCGGUUGCGGUGCGAACCCAUACAACGUGGAUUCUUGGCCUUUAGAACCGAACGUUCUAGCACACAAACCCAGUGGCAGAGAAAAUGGUGUACCUUUUGGAGCUGGAAUUCUAGAGUUAAGGCCAAGGUAUCUCUACCCCAACGAGGCAUCUCUACCUCUAGAAACUGAAACUAGUGUAGGUACGUUCUUUUGCACUAAUCUCUCUGCUUCAAAGCAUAUUUCAAUUCUACACGUAUUUCAAUCCUGAUGAGAGAAGAAGGAAACUGCGAAAAAUCAGUUACGGUAGCUUGAAGUGAAAGGUUUUGCGCUCUAACAGAAGAGGUAGAAGAGAACGACGACGAUGAAGAAGAUGAUGGUACAGAGAGCUCAUGUUCGGUGCAAGAGCCGGAGGAGGGUGACAUUUUACAUGUCUGAAGUGAUAACAAUGAGGACAUCAGCAACAACUUCUCGCUCAUUAAAACAAUGUAAAAAAUGUAUAGAAGAAAAAGAUUGAUACGACUUAUAAAUAUGAAAGAAAUUAUCGAACUAUCUGAAACUGAAUAGCACUAGCACCGAACAACAAGCACUCAUCUACUACAGCUGUACGGUACUAAAGAAGUAGUGCGUAGUUCUAUUUUCAUUUCAUAUUUAUAGUAUACAAUUCUUUCAUCUUAAAUUUUGUUGAACUUAGAGCCCGGUCAAACAGAGGCGCUGGGUAGAGGUCGGGUAAAUUUUCAUUGAUUUUUCAGUUCUUUUAGUUGGUUCUCCCUGUUCUUUCGAAAACGUACUUGUCACAAAAACGUACUUAUCACUUGAGAAUAAACGUAUCAUUCCGAUUAGCCACUUCCCAAUCUGUUCAGUAUAAUGAUCAUCAUGUGUAUUGAGUCUAAGUAAAUGCAUCAAAAAUGAAGUCCAUCUCUGUAGUCAGAAUAUACACUGAUAAAUGAACGCACAAUUAUUGCAUUCUUUGAUAUGUCCUACUCCUUCCGAAAGCGACAGAAAGUAUUCAACACUCACUGGUUAUAAGAAUUUUGAGAACUUCUACCCGUCAUCAUACGCAUACCAUCCUCGAUCAUAGAAAUCAAAAAGGUCACUGCGUAGAUAAGAAAAUAGUAGGGCUACAAUUUUCCUUCAAAAUGAUCCCUGUCCCUGUCAUGCUGAACUUUCUUUCACUUCGAGUAACUCAUUGUGAGGGUGAAAGGGUGCCUAUGAUGGCAUCCGACGACGAGUAUCGAAAAUAGGGAAGUAACACGUCACGUUACGAACAAGGUGUUGCGACACCUAUUUCUUGUUGGGUAGUCAAAAUAGAUCAUCAGACCUAAAAAUGAUAACGUUCGCUGCACCUAUGUUUAUAAGUACCUCAAAAUGAUCACACUUAGAAUAUAAGGCAAAAUCACAUCAUUGACCCAAGUCAAAUAGUAGCUUGUCCUCGUAGAACUAGAAGCCAUCAACGUACAAAUAUAGCCAUUGACAUGCAUUUGAAGCAUCCCUCAGAACUCGUAGGUAUUCCCUGUCCUACAUAUGAAACGUACUACCUUCGCAUUCAUCUUUCCUCGUGCAUUGUAGUUAUCUACUCUUAUUAUAGAACAAUUGAAGCGGAUUUAAUGUUAUAGUCCGCAGAGUUCUUUUUCGUCUUUCAGUCAAUUUUUAACAUUUAAUGAACAGUGUAGUGUCAUUCCUAUGUAUAGACCUUUCUCUUCCAAUGAUAAGUCUAAGUCAGCUUAUGUCGGUUUGAGUUUUGACUUCAUAGUGAGCUCCUUGUCCUUGAUCUCAACCUUCUCCACUACAUUCUUUGGUCGUGUGCAAGUAGGAAAUUUACAACAGACUGUGAAUCUAAUGAAAAUGUUCUUAGACAGCAACCGUGCUUGAUUGUCAAUUGGACAAUUCUCUGGGUAAUGAAGUGUAUUGCAAAAAACUCACCUGGAGUACCUCAAUAUGAAGAUGUGACUGUCGUGG